This is a messenger RNA of Punica granatum (pomegranate), 2092 nucleotides long. NCBI's taxonomy places the organism in Eukaryota, Viridiplantae, Streptophyta, Magnoliopsida, Myrtales, Lythraceae. The record is from RefSeq and is a predicted model, not a curated record.
AGCUCAGCUCAGCUCCAUUUCUUCCCCCUGCCAUGUCUUCCUCUCUGCUCAUCUCUCCCCAUUACAAGCUCCUCCUUAAACCCCACCUGAAUCCCACUCCCACCAUAGAAAAGUUCAGACCUUUCCACUUCUGCCCACCGUUAAACCCAAAACCCCUCACCCCCAUCUCCUCUUCCCUCAAACCGAAGCCCCAUGCCCUCCCUUUCCAAUCCCUCGAGCCUUACCUCCUCUCCCAGUCCAAGCCCAUCCUCCUCGGUUGGCUCUGCAGUGCCAUCUCCGCCUUUUCCCUCUCCAAGCUCGUGCCUAAGAUCGGCCAAUUUUCCUCAAAUUUAGCCCACAUCGAGCUGACUACGCUGAGAAAUGAGGGUCCUUUGUUGGCGGCUUUGGUGGCUGCCAAGAUGGUGGCGUGCUACCUGCAGCAAGCUUUCCUGUGGGAGGCAGCUCUCAGUGCGGUGUUCAACCUCAGAGUUGAUGUGUUCGGGAAAGUUCUAGAGAGGGAUUUGGGGUUCUUCGAGGGUGGGAACGGUGUUUCUGCCGGGGAUAUCGCGUAUCGGGUUACUGCCGAGGCUGCGGAUGUUGCUUCUACUGUGUUUUUUCUUCUUAACACGAUAGUGCCUAGUACCUUGCGAGUGUCAGUUAUGGCAAUGCAGAUGUUUGCUAUCAGCCCUGUCCUUUCUCUGAUUUCGGCUGCGGUGAUUCCAUGUAUGGCUCUUGUAAUUGCUCAUCUCGGAGAAAGGCUUCGUAAGAUAUCCAAGAAGGCCAAUUUAGGCAUUGCUGCCCUCGCAGCAUACCUGAAUGAGGUCCUGCCCGCUAUUUUAUUCGUGAAAGCAAAUAAUGCAGAGCUCAGCGAGAGGUCCAGGUUUCAGAGGCUUGCUCAUAUUAAUCUUUCUAACCAGUUGAAAAAGAAGAAAAUGAAGGCACUCAUUCCUCAGAUAACACAGGCUAUUUAUCUCGGAGCUCUAUUCAUCUUCUGUUUCGGUUCACUGGUGGUAUCAAGUGGCUCCUUUGACGGAAGCGGCAUGGUUUCUUUUAUCACCUCAUUGGUUCUCUUAAUUGAGCCGAUCCAGGGAAUUGGACAAGCAUACAAUGAGUUGAAGCAAGUGGAACCAGCUAUUGAACGGAUAUAUGCAUUGGGCAGUUACAUACCUAAGGUAAGACAGAAUCCAGAUGCCAUCCCAUUAGACUGCGUGGCUGGAGAUGUGAGGUUUGCUGAUGUCUCUUUCAAGUACAAAGACAAUACACCUCUCGUUCUAGACAGGUUGAACCUACAUGUUAGGGCUGGAGAGACUGUUGCUCUUGUGGGCCCAUCUGGUGGAGGCAAGACAACGCUUGCGAAACUACUACUUCGCCUUUAUGACCCUUUAUCUGGCUAUAUUUCUAUUGACAAUCAUAACAUUCAGCACAUUCGGUUGGACAGUCUUAGGAGACAUAUCUGUCUCGUUUCUCAGGAUAUAACUCUAUUCUCAGGAACUGUUGCUGAAAAUAUUGGGUAUAGGGAUUUAAUGACUCAUAUUGAUAUGGAGAGGGUUGAGCUGGCGGGACGAUUAGCGAAUGCCGAUGAGUUCAUAAGAAUGCUCCCUGAAGGCUAUGAAACCAAUAUUGGAGCAAGGGGCUCUAUUUUAAGUGGAGGCCAGAAGCAGAGAUUGGCAAUAGCUAGGGCAGUAUAUCAGGAUCCCUCUGUGCUGAUUUUGGACGAAGCAACCUCUGCACUCGAUAGCAGGUCCGAGUUAUUGGUGAGACAAGCUCUUCAGCGGUUGACGGAAAAUCGUACGGUUUUGGUGAUCGCUCAUCGGCCCGAGACUGUUAUGAUGGCGGAUCGAGUAUUCCACUUGAAUGAAGGGAAGCUACAGGAGCUGACUCGCUCAUUCCUCAUGAGCAGUCGCGAGGAUACCUCUUUGUCCACAGGACUAGUAAUAUGAAAUUUACUGGUGUACAGUUAACGGCCAAGGAUAGUAACCGUUGUUCAUUUGACACCUGCAUAUAUAUUUCUGAACGUAAACUUUACUGAAACAGAACCUUGAGGUGAUAGAUUUUUGUCUAAUACGUUGACAGCAAAAGUAAGCAAUGGGAUUGUUUCUGUUAGUUAUGCAAA